Molecule: messenger RNA, 1584 nt
Organism: Trypanosoma brucei brucei TREU927
Lineage: Eukaryota; Euglenozoa; Kinetoplastea; Trypanosomatida; Trypanosomatidae
Product: variant surface glycoprotein
Exons: 1
Coding region: 1-1584 (527 amino acids)
Source: RefSeq, a predicted model, not a curated record
AUGAAGUCACAAAGCCUGUGGCACGCAUUUGUUAUGUCACUUGUCAGUAUCUUGCCUGUAAGCGCCGCGGACAUCGAGGAUACGGCCACCCAGCAAGUAAAAACUGCUUGUUCAGCGGCCCAGUACCUGCAUAAACUGGCGAGCAAACUAGAGCAAGCUCGACCCUCUGCAAAAGAAAUCCGGACAACCGCGAUAAAGACAGCAAUGGCUUACAGAAUAAAAGCCGCGUUCAGCCAAGACAAGCAAACAGAAAUAGCAUUCCUUGCAAUGGCGGCAGUGACCGAAGCAGGCAUUGACACACUAAACCGAGAAACGGAAGCGGCUGCCAAGCGCUACAAUGAUGCUGUGCGGAUCAUAAAGCAGCAGGAAGCCGCUAUGCUAACCUUGCACAGGACAGAGUCGACAUCAGCAAAAGUAACUAGUACAGCGCCAUCAACCGCUGCACAGCUAGAAAGCGUCACAGGCAUGGUAAAGUGCCCAAGCACGGCCGCGUUCAAGCUAGAAGCAGCCACCUGCACGCUAGACACAGAAAAAGAAGCGGUAAAAACAAACGACAUAGCUCACGAGAGCCACACCAAAAUCAAGAUCAUCGACGUGACCAAACCGGCGACGACAUACACAGUCACCACACAUUGCAAAGGGAAGCUGUCCAGCAGCUCCAUUGCUUCAACAAUGCAGGACGGCGGCUGCAUCGAAAGGGGCAGCGACUUUAACACAGCGGCCAACAACGCAAUGGCAACGGCGCUCACAAAGAAGGCAACAACUUACAGCACCAUUGAUAUCAAUCUGUUCACAAAUGUGGAAACCAAAACCUGCACGCAAAUCAACCCGACGGCCCCAUACACAGAAUACGACAAGGAUACUCUAGGAAAUGCGCUCUGCAACAUCCGUCAGCUCAAAAAACCCACUUAUACACCAAUACACCGAAUAUCAUGGGCAGCGGUUAGAGCAGACGACAAACUACUGCAGGCACUAACGGACCUGAUAGCCCCAGGUGGAAAAGCACCAACAGAGCAGCAGGCAAAAAAGGCUCUAACAGACGCUUACCUCGGCAGCGACCAAACCGCGUUCACGGCACGAAUAACAGAUUCGAUUGACAAGACGCCACUCAAUCUGAAAGUAAGAGAAACGACCUUCGACAAGACGAUCUUCGAAACAGCAGGUACCGACAGCGCUGCAACGGUGCUAACAUUUUUGCAGGGCAAACAGCUCAUAGCCUCAAGGACGGCAGCAACUGCAUCAAGCAGUCCUGAAGUGAGAAAAGAAAUAAGCAAAAAAUGCGCAGCGAUAACCAACAAAGAAAAGUGCAAAACAGAAGAUGGCUGCGAAUUCAAAGAUGGAAAUUGCGUGGCAGCAGAGAAGAACAAAGGGGAAGAAAAGAAAGAGGAGAAAUGCAAGGGGAAAGGAGAGAAAGAUUGUGGAGAGGCUGCUGGCUACAAAUGGGAGGGUGAAACUUGCAAAGAUUUUAGUUUCCUCCUAAACAACACUUCGCCCUCAUGGUUUCUGCUGCAUUUAUGGCUUUGCUUUUCUAAAAGAAUUUUCCCCUUCCCUUUAAAAAGAAUUUUGCUAUCUGAUAUAUUUUAA